This is a messenger RNA of Coccinella septempunctata (seven-spotted ladybird), 2993 nucleotides long. RefSeq names its product zinc finger protein 64-like. The record is from RefSeq and is a predicted model, not a curated record. Gene Ontology annotation, cellular component: nucleus. The transcript is spliced from 3 exons. NCBI's taxonomy places the organism in Eukaryota, Metazoa, Arthropoda, Insecta, Coleoptera, Coccinellidae. Bases 104 to 1921 code for a protein of 605 amino acids. Gene Ontology annotation, biological process: regulation of transcription by RNA polymerase II. Gene Ontology annotation, molecular function: RNA polymerase II transcription regulatory region sequence-specific DNA binding; DNA-binding transcription factor activity, RNA polymerase II-specific.
CUGUUCUGUGGUUGUUUGUUUAUUAAUUUCUCAUCAGAGAUCAUUUUAAAGAUAUUUAUAUAUAUAAAUAUAUAUAUAUUUAUGAAUCGUUUUAGGAGGAAAAAUGGAUAGGGAUGAACGUAGUAUUGAUGUCAAAGAAGAGGUGCAUAUUAUCCACGAUGAGUUGAAAUUUGAAGAGAAAUUAGAAGUUUUCGAACAAUUUAUAGAUGGAAAUGGAGUUUAUGGAAGAGAAGAAUAUAUAAUUAAGAAUGGAGAAAUUAACUCAAAUUCCUUAGUUAUAGAAGACGAUACAAAUAAAGAAAAAUAUGUUAAUAAACACAUACAGUAUGAUCAUACCUCCAGUUCUAUAGAUGACGAGAAACGGCGGACUAAAUUAGGAGUGGUAGAUAUUUUUGAACAAUUUAUAGAUGAAGAAAGAGUUCAUGAUAGAGAAGAAUACAUAAUUAAGAAUGAAGGCAGUUACUCAAAUUCCUUAGUAAAAGAAGGCGAUGCAAAUCAUUCAUCUGCCUCUGUAACUGAAGAAAUUCCCGGAGUAUUAGAUCUAGCAAGCGAUGAAUCUCUUCCUUUGAAUAUUAAGAAUCACAAGUGCGCCUCUUUUAAAGGAGAAAAGCCUCAAGUAUUAGAUUCUCUGAUGAAUAACUCUGAAACAGUUCACUUGGAGCAGGAUGAAUGUAAUAACAGUUGUCCUUCGAGUGAAAAACAUGAUCUUGGAUCUCGCAUACAGUGUGGUUCAAGUUCGAAAGAUCGCAAUAAAAAAAAGGAAAAAUCCAUCCAUUCAAAUAUCAAAAAUCACAAGUGUGACUUAUGUGACUAUGUUGCAAAGAGAAAAUGGAACCUUAAAAAUCAUACAAACUCAGUUCAUUUAAAUAUCAAAAAACACGAAUGUCACUUAUGUGACUAUGUUACAAGUGAAAAAUGGGUCCUUCGAAAGCAUGUCAAUUGUGUUCAUCUGAAUAUUAGAAGACACAAGUGUCAUUUAUGUGAAUUUGCUUCAUAUGAAAAACUAAAACUCGAUGUACACAUAAAAUGUGUUCACCUGAAAAUCAAAGAAAACAAGUGUCAUCUAUGUGACUAUGAUACAAGCAGCAAAGGUAGACUUCGAAACCAUAUUGAAUCUGUUCAUUUGAGAAUUCAGAAAAUUAAGGAUCACAAGUGUAACUUAUGUGAAUUUGCUGCAAGCUCGAAAUCCAUUCUUGAUAAUCAUGUAAAAUCUGUUCAUUUAAAAAUCAAGGAUAACAGAUGCCAUCUAUGCGAGUAUGUUGCAUGUAGAAAAGAUAGUCUUCAAAAUCAUAUCGAUUUUGUUCACUUAAAUAUCAAGAAAUACAAGUGUGACCUAUGUGAAUAUGCUGCUAGUGUCAAGAAAUACCUUGUAGCGCAUGUUAAGUCAACACAUUUAAAAAUUAAGGAGCAUAAGUGCCAUUUAUGCGACUACGAUACAGAAAGAAAAGGAAGUCUACAAAGACACAUUGAUUCUGUUCAUUUGAAACUCAAGCAACAUCAGUGUCAUCUAUGCGACUAUGUUGCAUCCUUAAAACAUAGCCUCCGAUUUCAUAUCAAUUCUGUUCAUUUGAAAAUUAAGGAGCACAAGUGCCAUUUAUGCAACUACGAUACAGAAAGAAAAGGAAAUCUUCAAAGGCACAUCGAUUCUGUUCAUUUGAAAAUCAAGCAACAACAAUGUCAUCUAUGCGACUUUGUUUCAUCCGUUAAAGAUGGCCUCCGAUAUCAUAUCAAUUCUGUUCAUUUGAAAAUUAAGGAACACAAGUGUGAUACAUGUGAGUAUGUUACAAACAGUAAAAGUACUCUUCAAAAGCAUAUUGAAUGCGUUCAUUUAAAGAAACACAAGUGUCACUUAUGCGAAUAUACUGCAAAUAUGAAAACCAAUCUCAAUAAACACAUAAAAACCGUUCAUUCGAAAAAAUAAGAUAAUACAAGUGUCCACUAAGUGUUUUCAUUACACAUAGAAGAAGUUACCUCAAGAUGCAUGACUAGCGUCUAUUUCCUGUGCUUUACAAAUGAAAAAUGAACCUUCAUUUGUCAUUUAUCCCUGCUGGGCUGCCAUCUGUAGUGGGAAGUCGGAGUUAUGAUGUGCGCGGUCAUAUGUUCCUGAAUGUCAAAAUUCAAAUUUAAUUAAAUCAACGCAAAGCGGAUUUUCGUAUAUAAAGUUCCUGUUUUGAAACCCCCCAAUCAGCAGAAAUGAAUAAUCUGUGUUAUGAAUGCGGCAAGGUGUUUUCCAAUUCCAAUGUUGUAUUAUUAGAAUAUGAAAUACAGAGAAAACAUACAAUACUUCAGUGUGACUUUUAUAUAUUUUUUAUCAAUUGUUUUUUAACACAUAGGUGAUAAUUUAAAUUCUAAUUAUUUACAUAGAACUAAAAACUAUAUCUAUGUUUCGACCACAAAACUGUCACAAUUAUAUUAUGCCUCUACAUUACUCCCCUCCCAGGAGCUGCAAUAAAUUUGAAAGAAUGAAUUGCAAGUGACAAGAUACUAAUGUUAAUGUCGAAUAUACAAAAAUGCUAAUUACAAUAAAUGAACAAAUGACACUUUUUACAACAACAUUUGCUUAUAUACUUUUUGUAGACACCAUAUCACUAUAACGAGCCGGAAAAUGUACAUGUCGUCCACUUCGCGUAGUCUUAAAUGAUAUUGACGGAAAUCUAGCAAAAUCUUUAGAAAUAUCAGGAUGUAAAUGACUGUCUGAUUCAGUAGUGACGUUCGUAUCAUCUGUCAUUAAAUAUGCUGGCUUAAGUCUGUCGAUUGAAAUAGUAUCUUGUUUAUCUUUCAUUUGAAUUUUGAAAUAUUUGUCCGUACGUUCGAUCACCAAAAAUGGACCUUCAUAAACAGGCUCGAGAGGCUUUUUAACCCUAUCUAUUUUAACAAAAACAUGGGAGCAUACGGACAAAUCUUUAUGAACAAAAAUACGUGCCUUAGUCUUUUGUUGAAUGCUACACGGUCUUAAUGUACGCAUUUUCUUUUGUAAAUCUGUCACAAACGUU